UUGGGGUUUGGCUUCACCUUUGUCUAUUAAUAAUGCCAUUUUCAUGUGGGUAAAAGGGAAUACCUCUGUAUACCUCCAUGGCCACAACUACCUCCUUUUGAGCUCUGCCACGUCGUCUUGUUUCCCCAGGUAUUGAAGCUUAUACUUCAUCGCGUGUCGCCUUCACUUGGCUCGGGGAAGGAGGCUUGAGUUCUGGGAAGAGAAGUUGAAGGAGGAAAGUGAGGGGAAGUGAGGGAAAGUGAGAGGAACUGAGGGAGAGAUGUGGUGAAGAGCGCUAUUUGCUGCCAAGUUUUGGGAGCUGAGCGACGUCGAUGCAGUGAAUCGAGGGUGGGGAUAGGGGGAUUGGGUGGUAGGGGUGGUUUUCUUUGGUUGUUCGAGGAUUGAGAAUCUCAGCGUUUUCAUACGGAAUUAACGAACUAUUUGUGAUUUUAUGUUUGUGUGUUGGAGACUCUGGGAAUUGAGGUUUCUAGAGUUUUGUCUGGAGCUUCGAGGGUUUUGUGACUUGCGAAUUGAGAAUUUCUUUGUUUUGGUGAUUGUUUGAAGCGAUGAUGGCGGUUAGUUCGAGCUGUAAGGAUGCGAAAAUGGCGUUGGACAAUGGGAAGUAUGUUAGGUACACGCCCGAGCAGGUCGAAGCGCUCGAGAGGUUGUAUCACGACUGCCCGAAACCCAGCUCGCUUCGCCGGCAGCAGCUUAUCAGGGAAUGCCCAAUUCUCUCCAACAUCGAGCCCAAGCAGAUUAAAGUUUGGUUUCAGAACCGAAGAUGCAGAGAAAAGCAGCGGAAGGAGGCGUCACGCCUCCAAGCUGUGAAUAGGAAGCUAACAGCCAUGAAUAAGCUGUUAAUGGAGGAGAAUGAUAGGUUGCAGAAGCAGGUGUCACAGCUGGUGUAUGAGAACAGUUUUUUCCGCCAACAAACUCAGAAUGCGACCCUUGCCACCACAGACACCAGUUGUGAAUCGGUGGUGACGAGUGGUCAACACCAUUUGACUCCUCAGCAUCCACCAAGGGAUGCCAGUCCUGCAGGACUUUUGUCUAUUGCAGAGGAGACUUUAACAGAGUUUCUUUCAAAGGCCACUGGAACUGCUGUGGAGUGGGUCCAAAUGCCUGGGAUGAAGCCUGGUCCGGAUUCCAUUGGAAUCGUUGCUAUUUCUCAUGGUUGCACUGGAGUGGCAGCACGCGCAUGCGGCCUUGUCAGUCUAGAGCCAACAAGAGUCGCAGAAAUCCUCAAAGAUUGGCCUUCAUGGUAUCGUGAGUGCCGCAAUGUGGAUGUUCUUAAUGUGUUGUCUACUGGAAAUGGUGGAACCAUAGAACUGCUUUACAUGCAGCUCUAUGCGCCUACAACUUUGGCACCAGCUCGUGACUUCUGGUUGCUCCGUUAUACAUCUGUUUUGGAGGAUGGGAGUCUUGUGGUCUGUGAAAGGUCACUUAACAACACUCAGAAUGGCCCAAGUAUGCCACCGGUGCAGUAUUUUGUGAGAGCUGAAAAGCUACCAAGUGGGUAUUUGAUAAGACCCUGUGAAGGGGGUGGAUCAAUCAUUCAUAUAGUUGAUCAUAUGGAUUUAGAGCCAUGGAGUGUACCUGAAGUGUUGCGCCCUCUCUAUGAGUCAUCAACAUUGCUUGCUCAGAAGACCACAAUGGCGGCUUUACGCCAACUGAGGCAGAUAUCUCAAGAGGUUUCCCAGCCAACAAAUACUGGUUGGGGAAGAAGGCCUGCAGCUCUGCGUGCACUUGGCCAGAGGCUAACCAAGGGUUUUAAUGAAGCUGUUAAUGGGUUUACGGAUGAAGGAUGGUCUAUGAUGGAAAGUGAUGGUAUUGAUGAUGUUACCCUUCUUGUGAACUCCUCUCCUGCGAAAAUGAUGGGAGUAAAUCUUUCUUAUGCCAGUGGAUUUCCAUCUAUGAGCAAUGCAGUGCUGUGUGCCAAAGCAUCUAUGCUUUUACAGAAUGUGCCUCCUGCAAUACUUCUUAGAUUCUUGAGGGAACACCGAUCAGAAUGGGCAGACAGCAGUAUUGAUGCUUAUUCUGCGGCUGCUGUUAAAGCUGGCCCCUGUACCUUACCAGUGUCUCGAGCUGGAGGUUAUGGGGGUCAGGUCAUUCUCCCACUGGCUCACACUAUUGAGCAUGAAGAGUUCAUGGAGGUCAUUAAACUUGAAAAUGUUGAUCACUAUCGGGAAGACCUGAUGAUGUCUGGAGAUGUCUUCCUCUUGCAACUUUGUAGUGGAGUGGACGAUAAUGCUGUGGGCACCUGUUCUGAACUCAUCUUUGCUCCAAUUGAUGCCUCUUUCUCUGAUGAUGCACCUCUUCUUCCUUCUGGUUUUCGAAUUAUUCCCCUUGAUUCUGGGGUGGAUGGCUCUAGUCCAAAUCGUACCCUCGACCUUGCUUCUUCUCUUGAAGUUGGGCCAGCUGGAAACAAGGCAUCUAGUGACAACUCUGGGCACACUGGGAGCGCAAAAUCUGUGAUGACAAUAUCAUUUCAAUUUGCGUUUGAAAUGCACCUUCAAGAAAAUGUGGCAUCCAUGGCUCGGCAGUAUGUCCGCAGUAUCAUAUCAUCUGUUCAGAGAGUGGCAUUAGCACUCUCUCCUUCUCGAUUUGGCCCUCAAAUGGGUUUUCGCCCACUGCCAGGCACUCCUGAGGCGCACACACUUGCUCGGUGGAUCUGUCAGAGCUAUAGGUGCUAUUUGGGAGUGGAGCUGCUCAAACCCAGUAAUGAAGGAAAUGAAUCCAUUCUCAAAACUCUCUGGCAUCACUCUGAUGCUGUCAUGUGCUGCUCAUUAAAGGCACUGCCAGUUUUUACAUUUGCAAAUCAGGCAGGGCUUGACAUGCUUGAGACAACCUUAGUAGCCCUUCAGGAUAUAACUCUGGAGAAGACCUUUGAUGACAAUGGAAGAAAGACCCUCUGCUCUGAGUUCCCACAGAUAAUGCAGCAGGGUUUUGUGUGUCUUCAAGGUGGUGUUUGCUUGUCUAGCAUGGGGAGGCCGGUCUCCUACGAGAGAGCAGUGGCUUGGAAGGUGUUGACCGAAGAGGACAAUGCUCAUUGCAUAUGCUUCAUGUUCAUCAACUGGUCUUUCGUUUGAAACCUUAACAUAGGAUUCAGAAAAGAAAGGAAAUGAAAAGAAACUAGAUUAGUACACUCUUUUUUGUUCUUUUGGUAUGGAGAGAGACCUUGAAAUGCCUGAAUACUGUGUCUAAGCGUUAAGCAAAGCUACACCAAAGCAUCUGUAGCACCCUCUUUUUGUCAUCCAACUCUGUAUUUUGCCUUUUCCUUUAUCUAUGAAUAUUUAGGCCACUGCCUGUCUCUUUAUAUAAUCUAUUCUCCUCUUUUUUCCUUCAGGAUG
Vitis riparia (riverbank grape) is the source of this 3329-nucleotide messenger RNA. RefSeq names its product homeobox-leucine zipper protein ATHB-15. The transcript has 18 exons. The record is from RefSeq and is a predicted model, not a curated record. The coding region runs from base 546 to 3068 and encodes 840 amino acids. NCBI's taxonomy places the organism in Eukaryota, Viridiplantae, Streptophyta, Magnoliopsida, Vitales, Vitaceae. Gene Ontology annotation, molecular function: DNA binding; lipid binding; DNA-binding transcription factor activity.